Parastagonospora nodorum SN15 is the source of this 1398-nucleotide messenger RNA. RefSeq lists its product as hypothetical. Lineage: Eukaryota; Fungi; Ascomycota; Dothideomycetes; Pleosporales; Phaeosphaeriaceae. Bases 1 to 1398 code for a protein of 465 amino acids. The transcript is spliced from 4 exons. The record is from RefSeq and is a predicted model, not a curated record.
AUGCGUCUAAUCAACGCUGCAACGCUGCAGCUCGAGCGCUUCGACGAUGACACUAGAAUACCACCUUACGCUAUCCUAUCUCACACAUGGGCAGCUGAGGAGGUCACUCUCCAGCAUUUUGAAGAUGCGUACACGGGAGAUGAGACUACAGGUACACGAAUCAGGCUGAUGUUGGGUUACGCGAAGAUCUUGAAGGCAUGCUACCAGACUCUGCAAGAUAGCUACGCCUAUGUCUGGGUGGAUACAUGCUGCAUUGACAAGACGUCUUCUGCUGAGCUUAGUGAGGCGAUCAACAGCAUGUUCCGAUGGUAUGAGAAUGCUCAAGUCUGUUACGCCUACCUAGAGGAUAUCGAGGCACAUGCGACGGAAGACCCCAACAUCUACCAAUCGGAAGCCUCUGCAGUUUUUGACACACCCCUCAAGACAGCGAAAUGGUUCACAAGAGGAUGGACACUUCAGGAAAUGAUCGCGUCCACCCAGCUCAAGUUCUAUUCGUCGGACUGGACGUUCUUAGGUACCAAAGAAACUCUCCUGGAAGAACUAACAAACAUUACCAAGGUUGAUCGCCUCGGUCUUACCGACUUCAGGCCAGAACACUUCAGUGUAGCACAGCGAAUGAGCUGGGCUGCGAAUCGCAGAACAGUCAGGACGGAAGACAUAGCGUACAGCCUGAUGGGUAUAUUUGACGUAAAUAUGCCUCUUCUAUACGGUGAGGGUGAGAAGGCAUUCGCCCGUCUCCAAGAAGCGAUUUUGAACUCAAGUGAGGAUCAAAGUCUCUUCGCAUGGAGUCCCUCUAUUCGAACUGAUAUGCCACCCGGAAAAGGAACAUUCUUCUUCGCCCAGCACCCGCGUGAAUUCGUCGCCUCUCGCGGUAUACUCCAUACACUACCCAGUGGCGGCGAACCAACGGCUCUGACCUCGAAAGGCAUCCGAAUUAACCUGCCCAUCCAGAAAAUAAAGAAUUCGAAAUCUGACCUCGCCAAUGAGGCACCCCUUUUUCUCGCCGUGCUUUACUGCAUUUACAAGGAGAAGCCAGAUCACCUCCCAGCUAUUGUGCUUCGCCGCAGUCAGACCGAGGCCGAUACCGAUACCGAUACGCAAGCGUACGUCAGGCAUGAGAGUGUAUCUGCGCAGGCGGGCGCCCACGCCGGCUGUGGCCAGGGCGACACUAAGGACCUCUUAUUUCAAGCCGCGCAGGUAGAGAAUGCGGCAGCCACGCUUCAGGCAGCGAGUCCAAACUCUGAACAAGGAACUGAUAUGAUUGCGCAUGUGUACAGUUCAAACUACUGGAACCGUAAUCGUGACACAAGGGCGAGAAUCUCGAGCUUUGAAACUGCUGAUUUGUGCUCUCAACUCCCGUUUCAUUCUUACAACAAUUUGAAUUCGGUGUACGAAUAG